This is a messenger RNA of Morus notabilis, 4365 nucleotides long. RefSeq names its product zinc finger protein BRUTUS. Gene Ontology annotation, cellular component: nucleus. The record is from RefSeq and is a predicted model, not a curated record. Gene Ontology annotation, molecular function: ubiquitin protein ligase activity; zinc ion binding. Bases 190 to 3954 code for a protein of 1254 amino acids. Gene Ontology annotation, biological process: protein ubiquitination; ubiquitin-dependent protein catabolic process. The transcript is spliced from 14 exons. Lineage: Eukaryota; Viridiplantae; Streptophyta; Magnoliopsida; Rosales; Moraceae.
ACCUCUCCCACCUUCUUCUCCGUGAACAACGGUCCCAAGCUAAAAGAAGAGAAGAGAGAGAAACAGACAAAAACAAAAUUUAAAAAAAAAAAGAGAGAUUUAGAGAGAGAAACUCUGACGCAGCUAGAGAGAGGCUUUUCCCGGAAAGCUGAAGAAAUUCCUGGAAAGUUCUUGGAGAAAGAAAGAGAAAUGGCAACGCCGUUAGCGGGGUUGCAACACAGGGACGGAGGUGGAGGAGUGGCGGUGCUCUCGAAUUCCGUCAACAAGGUCGAUUCUUCUCCGCCUUCGCCUUCGACUUCGUCGGUGAAUGGUUGCUUGAAGAGCUCGGCGCAGAAAUCUCCGCUUUUGAUUUUCUUGCUGUUUCACAAGGCGAUUCGCAAGGAGCUCGAUGCGCUUCACCGAUUGGCCAUGGCGUUCGCCACCGGCGAGCGCACUGACAUCGGUCCGCUGCUCGAGCGCUACCAUUUCCUCAGGUCGAUUUACAAGCACCACUCCAAUGCCGAAGACGAGGUAAUCUUUCCAGCUCUUGAUAUUCGUGUGAAGAAUGUAGCACAAACAUACUCCCUCGAACACAAGGGCGAAAGCAAUCUUUUUGAUAACCUAUUUGAACUGCUAAAUUCUAAAACGCAAAAUGAUGAAAGUUUCCCAAGGGAGUUAGCUUCGUGUACAGGAGCUCUACAGACAUCAGUUAGCCAGCACAUGGCUAAGGAAGAGGAGCAGGUCUUUCCCUUGCUUGUUGAGAAGUUUUCGCCUGAAGAGCAGGCAUCUUUAGUAUGGCAAUUUUUGUGCAGUAUUCCGGUAAACAUGAUGGCUGAGUUCCUUCCAUGGCUCUCAUCAUCAAUUUCACCUGAAGAAUAUCAGGAUUUGCGUAAAUGUUUAAAAAAGAUAAUCCCAGAGGAAAAGCUCCUCCAACAGGUAAUAUUUACCUGGAUGGAGGGGAGAAGCAGCGUCAACAUGUUGAAGAGUUGUCAUGAUGAUCCUCAAAUUCAAUGUUGUAGUAAUUCUGGUUGUAGCACGUUGGCAGAUAGCAUGGAUGAAGCACAACGUGCAUGUGAGUGCAGGACCGGAAAAAGGAAAUAUUUGGAAUCAAGGAUGGAUUUUUCUGAUACCAACGGGACCCAUCCUAUUAAUGAGAUAUUGCUCUGGCAUAAAGCUAUUAAGAGGGAGUUGAAUGAGAUAGCCAAGCAUGCGAGGAAGAUCCAACGUUCUGGAGAUUUUACAAAUUUAUCAGAUUUCAAUAGUAGAUUGCAUUUCAUUGCUGAAGUUUGCAUCUUUCACAGUAUUGCUGAGGACAAGGUCAUAUUUCCAGCGGUAGAUGGAGAGCUUUCUUUCUUCCAGGAGCAUGCCGAAGAGGAAAGUCAGUUCAAUGAGUUUAGAUCCUUAAUUGAAACCAUUCAAAAUGCGGGAGCAAUCUCUACUUCGGAAGCUGAAUUUUAUGCAAAGCUGUGCUCACAUGCUGAUCAAAUAAUGGAAUCCAUACAGAGGCAUUUCAAUAACGAGGAAGUUCAGGUUCUUCCCCUUGCGAGAAAGCACUUCAGCUUCAAAAAACAACGGGAGCUUUUGUAUCAAAGCUUAUGCAUGAUGCCAUUAAAGCUGAUUGAAUGCGUCUUACCAUGGCUAGUGCGAUCACUGACGGAAGAGGAAAUAAAAAAAAUUCUGAGAAACAUUCAAUUGGCAGCUCCAGCUGCAGAUUCUGCUUUGGUAACACUUUUUUCUGGUUGGGCUUGCAAGGCUCGUAACCAAGGUUUAUGUUUGUCUUCAAGAGCCAUUGGUUGCUGUCCUGUUAAAAGGUUAAAUGAUAUUGAAGAGCAUCUCGUUCGAUCAGUUUGCCCUUGUGCAUCUGCAUUGUCUGCGAAAGAUAUCCUGAUGUCUGCUCAACCAGAUGAUGCUGAAAGGCCAGUUAAACGAAAUGUCACUGAAUCACGGAAUGAUAGUGAUUCUCCUUGCACGUCAGAGACUGCAAAUGACCAGAAACAAUGUUGUAGUGAGCAAUCUUGUCACGUCCCUGGAUUAGGAGUCAAUAGCAAUAAUCUAGGGUUAAGUUCUAUUUUUGCAGCAAAGUCUUUGCGUUCCUUGUCUUUCAGCUCUUCUGCUCCUUCUCUGGACUCCAGUCUUUUUAUAUGGGAGACAGAUAAUGGCUCUUUUGAUACUGGCUGUGGAGAACGACCAAUUGAUACUAUUUUUAAGUUUCAUAAAGCUAUACGUAAAGACUUGGAGUAUUUAGACGUUGAAUCUGGAAAGCUUAGUGAUUGUGAUGAGACAUUCCUUCGGCAGUUCAUUGGAAGGUUUCGUCUUCUUUGGGGCUUAUACAGAGCACAUAGUAAUGCUGAGGAUGAUAUAGUCUUUCCUGCACUGGAAUCCAAGGAGGCCCUUCAUAACGUGAGUCACUCAUACACUCUAGACCAUAAACAGGAGGAAAGACUUUUUGAAGAUAUUGCACGUGUUCUUUCUGAGCUUUCACAUCUUCAUGAAAGCUUGCAGAAGGAAAAAUUCGACGGGGAUUCAUGUCAAAGUAGUGAUGAAUUUUCAGCUGCCCACAGAAUUGACUGUACCAGAAAGUAUAGUGAGCUAUCUACUAAGCUGCAAGGGAUGUGCAAAUCCAUUAAAGUAACACUGGAUCAUCAUAUAUUCAGAGAAGAACUUGAGUUGUGGCCAUUAUUCGGCAAGCAUUUUACUGUUGAUGAGCAAGACAAGAUAGUUGGCCGUAUAAUUGGCACUACAGGUGCUGAAGUGCUGCAAUCAAUGUUGCCCUGGGUAACAUCUGCACUUACUCAGGAUGAACAGAAUAAGAUGAUGGACACCUGGAAACAGGCAACAAAAAAUACAAUGUUCAAUGAGUGGCUAAAUGAAUGUUGGAAAGGAGCUCCAGAAUCACCAUCAUAUACAGAAUCAUCAGAAGCUAGUGUUCCUCAAAAAGGUAAUGAUUUUCAGGAAAGCUUGGACCAGAGUGAUCAGAUGUUCAAGCCUGGUUGGAAAGAUAUCUUCCGUAUGAAUCAAAAUGAGCUUGAGUCAGAGAUUAGAAAGGUUUAUCGUGAUUUGACUCUUGAUCCAAGAAGAAAAGCAUAUCUUGUGCAGAAUCUUAUGACGAGUCGCUGGAUAGCUGCCCAGCAGAAGUUACCCAAAGCUGCAGGAGAAACUUCUAACUGUGAAGAUGUAGCAGGGCGCUCACCAUCGUUUUGUGAUCCAGAUAAAAAAUCGUUUGGCUGUGAACACUACAAAAGAAACUGCAAGCUUCUUGCUGCUUGCUGUGGCAAGUUGUUUACUUGUAGAUUUUGCCAUGACAAUGUGAGCGAUCACUCAAUGGAUAGGAAAGCGACAACAGAAAUGAUGUGCAUGCGCUGCCUUAAGAUUCAGGCAGUUGGACCAACGUGCACAACACCCUCAUGCAAUGGGCUCUCCAUGGCACAAUAUUACUGCAGCAUAUGCAAAUUUUUUGAUGAUGAAAGGGCCGUGUAUCAUUGCCCAUUUUGCAAUUUAUGCCGUGUUGGGAGGGGUCUUGGUAUUGAUUAUUUCCAUUGCAUGACUUGCAAUUGUUGCCUGGGCAUCAAGUUAGUGAACCACAAAUGCUUGGAGAAAAGUUUAGAAACAAACUGCCCCAUUUGUUGUGAUUUCCUUUUCACAUCAAGUGCGGCAGUCAGAGGUCUACCUUGUGGCCAUUACAUGCAUUCUGCUUGCUUUCAGGCAUAUACUUGUAGUCACUAUACCUGUCCAAUUUGCAGCAAGUCUUUAGGAGAUAUGGCGGUAUAUUUUGGCAUGCUUGAUGCCUUGCUGGCUGCAGAGGAACUUCCAGAGGAGUACAAGAACCGUUGUCAGGAAAUACUCUGUAAUGAUUGUGAUCGGAAGGGCAGUGCACGCUUUCACUGGUUAUAUCACAAAUGUGGGUCUUGUGGAUCUUACAAUACCCGAGUGAUCAAGAGUGAGACGACAAAUCCUGACUGCUCUACACCGCAUUGACAGCAGAUUAUCGCCCUUUCUUUUAUUUUAUCUUUUACCUUCCCCCUUCACAGAGAAUGUAUACAUAUUAUCUUGUAGAUACUUGUAUAGGAAUUUCAGUUUUCCCUGCUAGGAAACUGGUCAGCCUCGCCGUUUCUUUCCCCUUGCAUCUGAUACGAGCUCGGGCACAUCAAUUUUACGGAAGUGCUUCAAAAAUCAUCUUUUUCAGGACAUCAGGUUCGUUUAUAACCUUUUAGAUAUAGAGGAAUGGAGUACUGAAAUGCGAUCAUGUACAGAAUAUGUUCUACUUUUUACAGUUGCGAGUGCGGCGAAAUUUUUUCCCACUAUAAGCUGAGUUUCUCCUUUCCCAUGACCCAUCAUCUAUAGUUCGACAUAAACAUUAUUUACAUCAACUUCAGAUUUUCCCUUUAA